UUUUUCAAGCACUUAAGUAGUUAUCAGCAUCACCCACGGAAAAAUUUGCAGUCAGAUCUGAGAAUUCUAGUCGGAUUAAGGCGCCAGUUCUAUCAAUAGACUUUAUAAAUAGCAAUCAAGAAAUUUUCCUUCGUGCUGGCCAGCACUUUUGGCGGUAUGAUUUCGAAAGUAUGUGAAGAAGGAGAAAAGUUUUAAUGAAGUUGUUAAUUAAAUAACAAAAAGUGCGGAAUAUUUAUCUCAGGAAAAGUGUAAUAGUGUUGGAUAUUUAUAUAGCAGCGAAUAAUUUCAAAGUACUUUUCAGCGCGUUUUCCCAAGAAAAAAAAUAAAACUGACUUAUAAUAAUAUAGACCAUCACGAAACAUAUUAUCGAGUUAAUUAUUUAAUAUAUUAAUUGUAAAAGAUUUUUUUAGUGCUUAUUUGAAGAAUAUCAAGAUUAUUUGACGAUAUAAUUCAUCACUGUAUAUGUAUUCCAGUUCAAGAGUGCUCCUUAUUUUACAGUACAUAUUUAGAUAGAUUUGAUUCAUAAAAUAACGUGAUCGGUAUUUCGAGCAACUAUACAAGAAACGGGCAGAAUAUAAAGGAGAGGAAAUUUAACUGAAGUUGAAUUUAUCAAUAUAGAACAACAAGAAACAUGAAUAGACACUUCUUGAGUUGUGUAAUAUUUAUUUUGGGCUUCAUCAUGGUAACUGCCACUAUUAUACCGAGGAUUGAUGGAAACGAAUUCUUGAAAAUUUCAAUAUUUUUCUCUUCGAUGUGUCCUGGAAGCAAAGAUUUCAUCACACGCCAUCUGUAUCCAACUUAUAAAGGCUUAAGGAGCAAGAUUGUUAUAGAAUGGGUCCUCUAUCAAGAAGAAUCGAAUCCAAUUAUACCAAAUGAUGACCAUCCGAAAUUUUAUUGUGAGCACGGUCCAAAAGAAUGCGACUUCAACAGAUAUAUUGCUUGUGCUCUGCAUCAAAGAAAAGGCCAAGAUAGAGAUGUUAAUUUCAUCAACUGUGUAAUGCUUACGUUCGACUUCGAUAAAUGUUUGAGAGAAUUGGGUUAUAAACGAUCACAAUUCCAAAUCUGCAUCAGAAAUCAAGGAUAUUCCUUACUAUCUUAUCAUAUGCAGAAAAUAAAUAGAGUUAAGCCAAAAAGACUAAGAUAUCUUCCUGCUGUGAUAUACAAUGACAAUGAUAAUGAAAAUAAGGACUUUCUGUCUUUGAACAAAUUCCUAGACACAGUUUGUCACCAGUUGAAAGCACCAUUGCCCGACGAAUGUCACAAAAGAAGGGAUAUUCUAGAACAUCCAUUGUAUGUUGACGAAGAGUAAUUUGUAUGAAUAAACAUUCAAACAUA
Harmonia axyridis is the source of this 1335-nucleotide messenger RNA. RefSeq names its product GILT-like protein 1. The transcript is spliced from 6 exons. Gene Ontology annotation, molecular function: oxidoreductase activity, acting on a sulfur group of donors, disulfide as acceptor. Lineage: Eukaryota; Metazoa; Arthropoda; Insecta; Coleoptera; Coccinellidae. The record is from RefSeq and is a predicted model, not a curated record. The coding region runs from base 632 to 1309 and encodes 225 amino acids.